ACUGAUCUCAUUGGUUCAUGAAGGGAACUGUCAAACUGUCAACGGAAGAAACCGGUCCCACCGAAAAACACAAUUACCCAGGAGGCUUUGCGAACCAAGAUGGCGAUUGUGCUCCGUGGUUCCGGACGUGAGCUGAAUCGUGAAGCGUCCAACAGAUGAAUUAAAGGAGCAACAACCCGCACAGCACUGCGGAUAACCCCCUGCUCACCGUAGCCCCGGUACAUAGACCCAGAACAUGCCGUCUCCCAAAGCUAAAAACCCCGGUCGCGGAAGCCCGGUGCUCGGAGGCGCCAACGGCCGCUACGAGUUCAUGUCUCUCACGAAGCCGCUGAACCGGUCCUCUGCGCCGCCGCCGCCGCUGCUCCUCCAGCGGCAGGGCUCCGACCCGACCACCGCCCGCCUCCGGGUGUCGGAGAGCCCCACUCGGCGCCGGGGCUCCGGCUCCUCACCCGCCGGCCAGCCCCCGCCCCCGGAGGAGGACGGCAUCCGCCUCAACCCGUCGUUCGCCCGGGUGGCGCUCAGCUCGCUGCUCGCCAUCGACCUGUGGAUGUCCAAGCGGCUCGGGGUGUGCGCCUGCGAGGACUCUGCGUGGGGCAGCGUGCGGCCCCUCAUGAAGCUGAUCGAGGUGUCCGGACACGGCAUCCCGUGGCUGGCCGGCGCCGCGUACUGCCUGUACAAGAGCGACAGCCCGGCGGGUCAAGAGGUCAUGCUCAACCUGCUGAUGGGCCUCCUUUUGGACCUGAUCCUGGUCGCCAUCGUCAAGGCGUCGGUGCGACGCCGUCGGCCGGCACACAACCGCAUGGACAUGUUUGCCACCUUCUCCGUGGACCGCUACUCCUUCCCCUCGGGCCACGCCACCCGCGCCGCCAUGUGUGGGCGGUUCCUGCUGGCCCACCUGGUGCUCGCCGCCCCGCUGAGGGUCCUGGUCCUGCUGUGGGCCGGCCUGGUGGGGCUGAGCCGCGUGAUGCUGGGCCGCCACAACGUGACCGACGUGGUGUUCGGCUUCGGGAUGGGCUACUGCCAGUACAACCUGGUGGAGAUGCUGUGGCUCUCGCCUCAAACCCUGCAAGGGCUGCUGGGACAUCUAGCCUGACCCCGGGGA
Pungitius pungitius (ninespine stickleback) is the source of this 1102-nucleotide messenger RNA. It is a transcript of the gene plpp6, whose product is annotated as phospholipid phosphatase 6. The transcript is spliced from 2 exons. The record is from RefSeq and is a predicted model, not a curated record. Bases 236 to 1093 code for a protein of 285 amino acids. Lineage: Eukaryota; Metazoa; Chordata; Actinopteri; Perciformes; Gasterosteidae. Gene Ontology annotation, molecular function: sphingosine-1-phosphate phosphatase activity.